AUGUCGUUAUUAGAUUUAGAUAUACAACCAAAUCAAAAACCUUUAAAUGAAAAUAUUUUAUCUGAUUUAUUAAAUAACCAACAAAAUAAUGUAAUACCUAAUGGACCUUUAUUUAAUACUAUUCCAUUGACCCAACAAUAUGAAAAUCAAAUACAAGAAAAUUCUCAAAAAGAACAAAAAGAACAAAUAAAAAUUGAUCCUUUCAUUUCAUUAAAGAAGUUAACAAAAAGUAAAUAUUAUCAAGAAGAAUUUAAAGAAGUAGAGGUACUUAAUGAAAUAAAUAAUCAAUCUACUGUUAAAAUAAAACAAGAAAAUCAUCCAAUUGGUUCAUUUAAUUUAAAUAAUCAACAAUUAGAUAUUCAAGAAAGUCAAAUGGUUGAUGGAUUAAUGGAACAACAAGAAAAAAUACUUGUUUCUAAUGUUACAAAUAGUGGUGGAAUUAGAAUUGUUCCAUCAGAAAAUGAAUUAAAAGACUUUGAAAAAAAGAUGAUGGGAAUGGACAUAAAUAAAAUUGGUAUUUCAUUGAUUGAAACUGUUAAUAUUGGAAAAGGAAAACAAUGUACUAAAGCGUUAGGAUAUUUAAAAUAUUUAUUAACAAAUAAAAAAGGAUUUAAACAAUUAUGUCUUGAAAAUCAACUUCCUGAAGUAUUAAAUCAUGUUGACGUUUCAUCAUCUAUUAUCAAUAAUCUUAAAUCAUCAGUUGAAGAGAUUCUUAAUCAAUAA
This is a messenger RNA of Entamoeba dispar SAW760, 723 nucleotides long. RefSeq lists its product as uncharacterized. Bases 1 to 723 code for a protein of 240 amino acids. The record is from RefSeq and is a predicted model, not a curated record. Lineage: Eukaryota; Evosea; Mastigamoebida; Endamoebidae. The transcript is spliced from 2 exons.